AUGGAGCACUCAACGAAAACACUAAUCAUAACCAUCGUGAUAACCUCCAUGUUGCUAGGGUUUGGAAGCUCAGAUCUGGCUCAAGACAGAGAGGAGUGUACGAACCAGCUGGUAGCACUCUCACCGUGUCUUCCGUACGUGGGAGGAAACGCAAAGGCCCCAACAAAAGAUUGCUGUGGAGGGUUUGGUCAAGUUAUAACAAAGAGUGUGAAGUGUGUUUGUAUAUUGAUCAAAGACAAAGAUGAUCCUAAUCUUGGUCUCAAGUUUGACGCAACCCUAGCCGCUCGUCUUCCCACCGCAUGUCAUAUUAAAUCUCCUAACAUCACCGAGUGUAUUUCGCUUCUGCAUAUAUCUCCAAACUCGACACUGGCUAAAGAGUAUGAAAACUUAGGAAGGAUUGAAGGAAACAGCAAUACCACAUCUCCUUCACCAACUGUUAAAAAGGAUGGGCCAGGAGGAGGUAAAGCUGAACCAGCGAAGAGUAAUGGAGAGAAGAAGGAGAGUUGGCCCAAUACAUUAGAGCGUGUGAUGCACGGCAACAAGUCCCAGUGUCACUCACCUAAAAUGGCUUCUUCUUCGCUUACACUACUCUUCUUCUUUCUCUUCUUCUUUCUCUUCUUCCUCUCUCUCUUCUCUCUCUCCUCCUCCCUAAAUCUCCGCCGUCCAAUCUCGUCUCAAUCCAACGGCUUCGAUCACCUCUCCUUCUCGUACACCACUUUGUCGUCUUCUCUGAAUCUCGACCAUCCAUCAUCUCUCGCCGCCGAUGACAUCCACGAUCUUCUCCAACUCUACGGAUUCCCGAAAGGUCUCCUCCCUGGCGACGUCAAAUCGUACACUCUCUCCGACGACGGAGACUUCACAGUUGACUUAAUCACCCGCUGCUACGUCCAUUUCCCCGAUCAGAUCGUCUUCUACGACAAGAAAAUCGCCGGGAGACUCAGCUACGGAUCCGUCAAAGACGUCCAAGGUAUCCAAGCUAAAGAGGCCUUCUUCUGGGUUCCAAUCACCGCCAUGGAAUCGGAUCCAAGCUCCGGCACCAUAGUCUUCUCCGUCGGAUUCGUUUCCAAGACUUUACCGGCGUCCAUGUUCGAGAAUGUUCCCUCUUGCUCCACUAAACUAAAUCUUCAAGCUUCAACAAUCUCCAUUUAA
This is a messenger RNA of Microthlaspi erraticum, 1149 nucleotides long. The record is from the annotation of a GenBank genome assembly. Lineage: Eukaryota; Viridiplantae; Streptophyta; Magnoliopsida; Brassicales; Brassicaceae.